CAGUUAUUCCGUGAUGCCGUCGACCCAUCAGGUUGCCUAGAGUUGUUUGAAUCGUCUCUACGCAUCCAGGAUCAAAAGCUGCCUCGUCAAUCUUCCUUAGCUGGCACUGGCCUCUCUUCAUUCAUCCCGUCCUCUUGUUUACCACCAGAGCGCCAACCAUGGCACACUAUGGAGACUGCUUGUCGGUUGGAGUUCGAGCUGAAGUCGGAUCUGCAGGGUCUAGUUAAAUGUCUAUAUGGAGGUGCCGUCGAGUUUCGCUGGGUCCCAGCCUACUUUCCGUUCACCCACCCGUCCUGGGAGCUAGAGAUCCGAAAACUUACGUCAGCUGAUUCAGGUACUUUGUCUUCUACUCCCACAUCUUCUGAUAGCAAUGAGUUUGUUGCUCCGAAUGAGGACGAUUGGAUCGAGGUACUCGGCUGUGGGCUAAUGCGUCAGGAGAUUCUCGAAAAUGGUCAGUCUACCAAUCCACCUGAAUUGUUUAUAAUUUUAGCAUAG
Protopolystoma xenopodis is the source of this 495-nucleotide messenger RNA. NCBI's taxonomy places the organism in Eukaryota, Metazoa, Platyhelminthes, Monogenea, Polystomatidea, Polystomatidae. The record is from the annotation of a GenBank genome assembly.